Girardinichthys multiradiatus is the source of this 2326-nucleotide messenger RNA. RefSeq names its product phosphoglucomutase 5 (gene pgm5). The transcript has 11 exons. The record is from RefSeq and is a predicted model, not a curated record. Gene Ontology annotation, molecular function: magnesium ion binding; phosphoglucomutase activity. Lineage: Eukaryota; Metazoa; Chordata; Actinopteri; Cyprinodontiformes; Goodeidae. Gene Ontology annotation, biological process: striated muscle tissue development; carbohydrate metabolic process; myofibril assembly. Gene Ontology annotation, cellular component: cytosol; cell-substrate junction; sarcolemma. The coding region runs from base 305 to 2008 and encodes 567 amino acids.
UCCCCUCUUGUCGUCUGUUGUUCAUUCUUAUUAGGAAGAGAAGGAGCUGUCUAACAGCUGAGCGGAGGGUUGCUGUUGGGCUCAGUCAGGAUAGAGGGAUGCUCUCUUGGCUUAAGUUGCCAAGGUGAAAAUAAACUUUUUCCGUCUCCUCCCCAGCUGUAAGAAGCCGUUUACUCCGCAAGUUUUGUUUUCCACCUUUUAUUUUCACCCCGUAGUCGAUUUCUCCCUGCUGCCAGCUCUAGAGCCUCUAACAUUUGUGAUUGUUCCUCCGCCGCUGGGUCCCGAUCGACCACAAAAAAGGAGGAUGGAGACGAGUCCCAUCCCGGUGGUGACGGUCCAAACUGCACCCUUUGAGGACCAGCGGCCCGGUACCAACGGGCUGCGGAGGAAGACUUCUGUGUUCGAGGGGAAGAAAAACUAUCUGCAGAACUACAUCCAGAGCCUCCUGUCCUCCAUCGACCUGCGGGACCGACAGGGCUGCACCAUGGUGGUGGGCAGCGACGGUCGCUACUUCAGCCGCGCUGCCAUUGAGGUGAUUGUGCAGAUGGCAGCUGCCAACGGGAUUGGUCGUCUGGUGAUUGGUCUCAAUGGCCUUCUUUCCACUCCCGCUGUGUCCUGCAUCAUCAGGAAGAUCAAGGCUAUUGGUGGGAUUAUCCUCACAGCGAGCCACAACCCCGGAGGCCCCGGUGGAGACUUUGGAAUCAAGUUCAAUGUGGCUAAUGGAGGCCCAUCUACUGAUACGGUGAUGGAGAGGAUCUCCCAGGUCAGCCGGACUCUUGAGGAGUAUGCCAUCUGCCCUGAUCUGCGCAUUGAUCUUUCUAGGCUGGGAAGACAAGACUUUGACCUUGAGAACAAGUUCAAACCUUUUAGAGUGGAGAUUGUAGACUCAGUCGAAGUCUACCUACAACUGCUGCGAAACAUCUUUGACUUCUCUGCCAUUAAAGGUCUCCUCACAGGACCAGAUCAGCUGAAGAUACACAUAGAUGCAAUGAAUGGAGUGAUGGGCCCCUAUGUAAGAAGGAUCCUGUGUGAUGAGUUGGGGGCUCCGGUAAACUCUGCCGUCAACUGCGUCCCUCUGGAGGACUUUGGUGGUCGACCACCGGAGCCCAACCUGACCUACGCCACCUCUCUGGUGGACGCCAUGAAAGGGGGCGAGUUUGGCUUUGGAGCUGCAUUUGAUGCAGAUGGGGACCGGUACAUGAUCCUUGGCGAAAACGGCUUCUUUGUGAAUCCUUCGGACUCGAUUGCUAUCAUAGCUGCAAACCUCUCCACCAUCCCUUACUUCAGACAACAUGGCGCCAGAGGCUUUGCUAGGAGUAUGGCCACCAGUGCAGCCCUUGACAGGGUAGCCAAAGCCAUGAAGCUGGCUCUUUAUGAGACUCCCACAGGCUGGAGGUACUUCGGGAACCUGAUGGAUUCUGGGCGCUGUUCCCUAUGUGGGGAGGAGAGCUUUGGAACUGGUUCUGACCACAUUCGCGAGAAAGAUGGCCUGUGGUCGGUGCUGGCAUGGUUGUCCAUUAUGGCCGCCAGGAAACAACGUGUGGAGGAGAUUGUUAGGGAGCACUGGGCCAGGUUUGGCCGCAACUACUUCUGCAGGUUUGACUAUGAAGGCUUGGACCCACGUGCUGCCUUCUACCUAAUGAGGGAUCUGGAGACAGUAAUCUCAGACAAGGCUUUCAGCACUCAAAAGUUUGCUGUGGGAGACAAUGUCUACAGCGUGGAGCGGGCUGAGAACUUUGAGUACAUUGAUCCUGUGGAUGGGACAGUUGCUCGGAACCAGGGUUUAAGGAUCAUGUUCACCGACUCCUCCCGUCUUGUGUUUCGGAUGAGUGGGAGCGGUGGAGGAACAGGCACCACCAUACGCAUUUAUGCUGAGAGCUUUGAGAGAGAUCCUGAGAGACACAGCAGAGAGACUCAGGUGGUGCUGGGUCCUCUCAUCGCGAUCGCCCUGAAGAUCUCGAACAUUCACGAGAGGACAGGACGGCGUGGUCCGAACGUCAUCACAUGAGCUAAAAGGAAAAAAAUGGAGAUCCACACUCACACACACAUUAUAUGCAUCUAUCUGCUCACACUGAUACAUUUUACGUAUGUACUUGUCUGCCAUCUCUGCAGCUUCAGCCUGGUUCUUCACUAAUGAUUAAGCUGAGAUAUUUUUUCAGCGGAAAUUUGUCUCCCAUAGACAAAAAUGUUGUCACAGCCACACACCUUUGUUUGUUAUUGUCCACUAUAAUAAGUCAGUUAUUAAUAAAUCUGAAGCAAAAUUAAAUAAUGCAAUGCAUAAAUAAUGGGAAUUAUGUAAACAAUAAACCCAAACAUGAAGACAGAA